CGGGAGGAGCAGGAGACUGCCAGGAUAGGCCCAGGAUUAAUGGAGUCCAAAAGAGAACAAACGGGAAAAAAUCUCAAGGUGGAAAAUGCCCUCCAGGAAAAUGAAGAAAAGGAUGAAAAAGAGCAAGACACUAAUAAAGGAGAGCCCUUGGCACUCCCUUUGGAAGGUGGUGAAUACUGUGUGCCUAGAGGAAGUGGUAGGCGACUCCGAGUUAGGCAGCCCAUCCUACAGUAUAGAUGGGACAUGGUUCAGAAGCUUGGAGAACCACAGGCAAAGAUGAGAGAAGAUAAUGUGGAAAGGAUUAGGGAGGAGGUGAAAGAGCUGAUGGAAAAACUGAGGGGAAAGCAAUUGAGUCACAGUCUUCGGGCAGUUAGCACUGACCCCCCUUACCAUGACCAUCAUGAUGAGUUUUGCCUUAUGCCAUGA
Messenger RNA from Orycteropus afer afer, 426 nucleotides. The record is from RefSeq and is a predicted model, not a curated record. Lineage: Eukaryota; Metazoa; Chordata; Mammalia; Tubulidentata; Orycteropodidae.